AUGGAAGAAGUGAAACGACGAGCACGAGGUGAACGUUCGUUUCAGAGGUACGGUAGUAGACGAUCUCGAGCCACAAUCAACGGUUCAUCAUCGUCAUCGUAUGCUCCGUCAAAUACUGGAGCUGUUGAGUCUCCAGAUCUCACUUCACGAUUUUUCAGGUGUCGAGAAGUAAUACUGGAAAUUGCUUAUGAUAUAGCUCGUCUGAUGGAUUCUUUAAGUGGUUUAUUUUCUCGUUUAGCUCAGUCAAGUUUAAAAACUCUCCAGCAUUGA
Enterobius vermicularis (human pinworm) is the source of this 270-nucleotide messenger RNA. The record is from the annotation of a GenBank genome assembly. Lineage: Eukaryota; Metazoa; Nematoda; Chromadorea; Rhabditida; Oxyuridae.